Messenger RNA from Mytilinidion resinicola, 1094 nucleotides. RefSeq lists its product as uncharacterized. The transcript is spliced from 3 exons. The coding region runs from base 1 to 1002 and encodes 333 amino acids. The record is from RefSeq and is a predicted model, not a curated record. Lineage: Eukaryota; Fungi; Ascomycota; Dothideomycetes; Mytilinidiales; Mytilinidiaceae.
AUGGCGGCGACCACUGUAACAGACUUAAGCUCCAUCAGCGCUUAUAAUCGAGGCCCGAUCACGACAGCCUUCAUCCCUCCGACUUCAUGCCUUGCGACGCUCACACUGCCUAGCUCAGGGGGCGAUCUGUUUUUUGGCCAUCAAUUCAUCUCCUAUGUUGAUCUGGCGUGUUAUCCUCAUGGGACUAUAGCUGCUCAAAACUUGGUAACUUGGAGUUCUUGGGAUAUAUUCUACUACAGCCCUGCUAUAUGCCCCUCCGGCUGGACGCAAGCAACCGCUUUCACCUCUGUCAUUCCAGCCUGGCCAGAGACCGUCUCGAUUUCCAUCGAAUCCAACACCAACGUUGCUCUAUGCUGUCCUAGUGGAUACAGCUAUUUGUCCACGGGUUUGGGCCACCAAUGCACCUCUCCCAUAACAAUGAAUCAGGUGAUCCAGUACAUCUUUCCUACCAACAACGGCGCAAACAUUGUACGCGGGAAUGUGUCAACGAGCACGUUUCCAGCGGACGCGACCGCGUGGGGCGAUGGCGUGCCUGUCUGGUGGCAGAGCUCUGAUGACGCGCUGCUUGCGGAAGCUUCUACGAUGACGCCAUCGGGGGCCUCUCCUACGGCUAUUACUACCGGCGUCACGGGCUCUGGUGGCACCGCCGCUCAACCUUCAGCUACGACGUCUAUCCCAUCUUCUACCGCCACUACUAGCGCUAGCUCGACGCCCAAGCCGAGUGGUCUUUCGACUGGUGCGAAGGUCGGGCUUGGUGUUGGGAUACCGCUGGCUAUCAUAGCUGGGUUGGCGCUGGGGUAUCUACUCUUCCGUAGGCGAAGAGGCAGAGGGACAACGGAUGGCGACGCUGCGGAUGUACCGCUGGGAAAGUAUGAACACGAUGCACCUCCUGAGCCGUACUACGAUACCCAACAGCCGCCUAAGCAACCUGCACAUGAGCUCUCUUCGCAACGGGAACCGUAUCAUGGGAUGCAUGAGCUUCCGUCGACGAGGUACCAGUGAACUGGUAAUGGGGAAUCUGGUGUCGGUGAUUUGGUUUAAGAGUAGCUCAGGACAUUUUGGGGACGGGUAAUAGGAUGUAACGAUAAUUAUUG